CUCAACUCUAAGACCUUCGGAACGUGAAAUAUGGGCGUGCACCAUUUUUGACACUUAAGCCAGCCGUCCCUUUCUUAGAAGACAUACGGUAGUGCUUCCACCCUCGCUCAAAUCUCAGGAAAGGAGGGGCGGAGGGUGGAUGUCAUCACUACGCGCCCGCCUUCCCGCGACGCACCGGCGGGUGGCGCAGCUCUUCGCUCGCCCGGCCUCCCCCUCCCUGGUUCCACGCUCUGGUUCCGCCAUGGAAUCCAACAAGGAUGAAGCCGAGCGCUGUAUCAGCAUCGCCCUCAAGGCCAUCCAGAGCAACCAGCCCGACCGGGCGCUCCGCUUCCUGGAGAAGGCACAGCGGCUGUACCCGACGCCGCGAGUUCGCGCCCUGAUUGAGUCCCUCAGCCAGAAACCACAGACUGCCGGUGACCAACCUCAACCCACAGACACAACCCAUGCCACCCACAGGAAAGCAGGUGGGACCGAUGCCCCCUCGGCUAACGGUGAAGCUGGAGGAGGAGAGAGCACCAAAGGCUACACUGCAGAACAGGUUGCAGCUGUGAAAAGGGUCAAGCAAUGUAAAGAUUACUAUGAGAUCCUGGGAGUGAGCAGAGGGGCCUCAGAUGAGGACUUGAAGAAGGCCUACCGCAAACUGGCCCUUAAAUUCCACCCAGACAAGAACCAUGCGCCUGGCGCCACUGAAGCUUUCAAAGCCAUCGGCACAGCAUAUGCGGUACUCAGCAACCCAGAGAAGAGGAAGCAGUAUGACCAGUUUGGCGAUGACAAGAGCCAGGCGGCCCGGCACGGCCACGGGCACGGGGAUUUCCACCGAGGCUUUGAGGCUGACAUCUCCCCAGAAGACCUCUUCAACAUGUUCUUUGGCGGUGGCUUCCCUUCUAGUAACGUCCACGUCUACAGCAACGGCCGCAUGCGCUAUACCUACCAGCAAAGGCAGGAUCGCAGGGAGAACCAGGGUGAUGGCGGGCUAGGGGUGUUUGUGCAGCUGAUGCCCAUCCUCAUCCUGAUCCUCGUGUCAGCUCUCAGCCAGCUCAUGGUCUCCAGUCCACCCUACAGUCUGAGCCCAAGACCGUCUGUCGGCCACAUCCACAGGCGAGUCACUGACCACCUGAGUGUCGUCUACUAUGUGGGAGACACUUUCUCCGAGGAGUACACAGGCUCUAGCCUCAAAACAGUGGAGCGGAAUGUGGAAGAUGAUUACAUUGCCAACCUUCGGAACAACUGCUGGAAGGAGAAGCAGCAGAAGGAAGGCUUGCUGUACCGGGCUCGCUACUUUGGUGACACAGAUAUGUACCACAAAGCACAGAAGAUGGGCACCCCCAGCUGCAGCCGACUGUCAGAGACUAUGAAAUCCCUGGAGAAUUUUUGGUGACAUGCACUGAGCCAAGGUGAUGGACUGUAUAUUUAAGGAAAGACAUACAAAGAAACAAAAUUAAAAAGGAAUUGGAGGCCGAAUGCUACACAGCUGCCCUCUCUCUCACCCAGUAAAUGCAGAAAGCUCUUAGGACAGACAGAAAACCUGCCACGGGGCUGCUUCCCUCCCUCCCAGGGCUGGCAGAGGCUCCGCAGCGGCCCUCUCCUAGGAUACGGAAACCAUGGCAACGAAAGUAGAAUGUAAAACUUGCAGCAGAUAUCAGUGGGAAGGGCUGGGGGAGGGGCACCCAGCUGCCUUUCGUCUCUCCCAGGAGCCACCACCAGCCACCUCUCAGGAGAAGCCAGAGGUACUGGCCAAGGAUAGAGAGGAGGAAGAAAGAGAACUCUCCAUAAAAUGUAAUUUAUAGAUGCGUGUAUAUGUAUAUAUAUCUAUUUAUAUGUAAAUAGACAUAUAUGAAGAUAUAUAUAUAUAGUCUACUUUUAAACUGCAGGGAUUUGGUUGUUUAGCUGAUUUCUUCCAUGUUUUAGAAAUGAGGCCUGUUUGGGGAAGGCACCCUGUGAUCUUGCUAGACGUUAGCUAUAGCUGGCAGCGUAAGGAGAGUCGCAUCAGAGCUUUUCACAGCCCCCCGAAACCCCAGCCUGGUUUUGAUGGCAGCAGUAAUUAUGAUAGUGUGAACCAGAAAAGGCCUCAGGAUUUUGGUUAAGCUGGAGAGGAGCAGGUUGUGGAGGGAGGGGCCAGGUCAAUAUUGAGUCACAGUAGAGGCCCAAUGAGGACCUGCUCAGGUGGGACCACCCCUCCCCUCUAAGCUCUGGUGGGUUCUUUGUCCUGGUGCCCAGGAGCCCUCCAGCCCCCUGCCCACAGAAGAGAAAGCCUGCAGAGGGGGCCAGGAUCUACCUAACCACUUCCCCACCCCUAAGUCCCUCAGUGGGCUUUGCCUUAUAGGUGCCACAGGGCACAGCUCCAUCAUUGCCACUGGGUUUUUCCUAAGUCACUCACCAAGGACUUCAGAAGGCUCUUCCUCCGAGUCAGCCGGUGGCGCCAGGACCCCAGGGCAGCCUCUUCGACUCCUGAAGAACAGUCAGUGCCUGUGGGCACCUCUGUCUUCACCCGCCGUGGAUGUGACCACUAGGCCUCCUCUUGCACCUUGGGCAAAGGAUACACCUGAACCAGGAUAGUUUUCUUCCCCUCACCUUCAGAUGAGGAUUUUGCUGAAAACAGCACUUGCUGCCAGGGGAAGGAGGGAAGUUUGAUUGAUUCCCACAGUUUCUACUGGGCCUUCUGGAAUGACCGUGUUUUCCUGAGUUUUCCUGUGGCAGUGGGGGUGUCAAGCCCGCUGCAUUCCAAAGCCUUACUUCCCCAAGCUGCCAGCCAGGAGGUGAUAACCCCCCUCCCAGAGUUUCUCUUGGCUCUUUUUUUAAAAGUCUCCCAACAAAUAGGAUUCUUGCUGGGAAAGGAAGUUUGGUAAGGAAAUGUCAAAUCUGGUUUUUAAACAAGUCCCACUCUGCAAUGAAGCGGCCACCUCAGCCCAGAGAGAGAUGAUAAGAACUGAUGUGGCCAGAGUGCCCACCCAUGGUGGCCCUGGUGCUCUUUCCACAACGCCCUAACCGUCUGGUCUUGGUAAUGUCCCUAGAUGGGCUGAGCCAUGUGCAAUAAGAACAUAGAUCCUAAAGGAUCCCCCGGAAGCCGUAUUUCUUGAAUUAGAGUUCUGAAAUUGUACAUCUAUAAAUAUAUGUUUAUUAUGUGA
Messenger RNA from Callithrix jacchus (white-tufted-ear marmoset), 3125 nucleotides. RefSeq names its product DnaJ heat shock protein family (Hsp40) member B12 (gene DNAJB12). Gene Ontology annotation, molecular function: Hsp70 protein binding. The record is from RefSeq and is a predicted model, not a curated record. Gene Ontology annotation, cellular component: endoplasmic reticulum membrane. Gene Ontology annotation, biological process: cellular response to misfolded protein. Lineage: Eukaryota; Metazoa; Chordata; Mammalia; Primates; Cebidae.